AUGGCUGAGCAAGACAAAUCAGCUGGAUCGGCUGGACCGGUGGGACCGGUCGAAUCCAAGAGCGGAAUGCCACAGGCUGAUGUUGACUUCCUCAUCGCCUGCCUGAAGAACACUACGGGCGGUUCGAUUUCGAUUGAUACGAAGGCCGUCGCCGACGCUUUGAAAUACCAAAACCACCGCUCAGUUGGCAACCGUAUCUCGGCUUUGAAGAAGAAGUACGAUCUUCCAUUUGGCAGCAGCAGCAACGGCAAGGGCAAGGCAAGCGACGCAGCCGGUCCCAACGAGUCUGCAAUCCCAGUUACCCCCAACAAGAAUCGUGUCACCAAACCCAAGACCCCUGGCACUGGAAGCGCUCGCAAGAAGGCCGCUUCCAAGAAGGUGAAGAAAGAGGAGCCUAAGUCUGAGGACGAGGAAGCCGUUACGACCAGUGCUGCCAAUUCCAUCGCUGGGUUCGCCGUCAAGAACCCUGGCCUUGGCCUCGACGUUCCGCUUGACGAGGAUGAAGCUUUAUUUGGCACCGCUGACGAGGGCGAGGAUGAGAAGCACUCCGAUGGCGAGGCUUAG
Messenger RNA from Venustampulla echinocandica, 564 nucleotides. RefSeq lists its product as uncharacterized. Lineage: Eukaryota; Fungi; Ascomycota; Leotiomycetes; Helotiales; Pleuroascaceae. The transcript has 2 exons. Bases 1 to 564 code for a protein of 187 amino acids. The record is from RefSeq and is a predicted model, not a curated record.